Molecule: messenger RNA, 1457 nt
Organism: Schistosoma bovis
Lineage: Eukaryota; Metazoa; Platyhelminthes; Trematoda; Strigeidida; Schistosomatidae
Source: the annotation of a GenBank genome assembly
UAGUCAAACAUGCAAGCAUAGAGUUAUUUCGAAUAAUCAAUUUAUGAAAAACACGAAUACACUAAAGAGACGCCAUUUUUACAAGAUGGAGAACAUUUUAAAAUAAUACUUACCAUUGUUUUACUAUGAAAGGUAUAUUAAACAAUUUAUUCACUAAUGAUAAACGUUUCUAUUCUUACUGUUUAGGCCUGUAUUUCAUUGACAGGCUACAUAAUACGCUUAAAUUGUAGAAGAGAUCCGAUUUCAUUGAAUCAGCAUUAUUGGUGGUAAUAUGGCCUAGCAAACCUAUCGACUCAUACUCCUAUUAUUUUUUGGCUGGAAGACUACAACGUCACCUGUACUAAAAGAAAAAGCAAUGUUAGCUUAUUCCAGUCCACAUACAAUGUUUAUAUAACCUUCUACAACCAAUCUGAAUAAAAGAAAAGAAGACAUCUUAGGAGUUUAAUUACAAGUGAAUAAGAAUUUGGUACAGUAAAUAAGGUAAAUCCCAAUAGUUAGUGGACCCGAAUUUAAUCACUUUGUGACAUAGUACGUUAGCCAUUCAAUAAUAUCCAUAGGAUUCUUGUUUUUCAAAGAAAGGUAGAGUAAUUUAAGUAUUGGAAAAUGAAUAAACCCUUUAUGCUUUAAAACACCUAAAUACAAUUUCUAUUUUUUUAAUAGGACUGAUUUGAUAUGCCAACUUUAAAUGAACCACAUAGAAAAUUGAAAUGUCUCUAUGCAGGAUACAUAUGUAUCGAAUCUAAACUCGGUAUGAGAACAAUGAAUCAGGCUAUUCAAACUGUACUAAAGAACGUACAUCCAAAUCAGUGGCUUCCAGUAUAUGUUUCAAUAUCUCCAUCAACAGUCAAUUUCUAUUAUCAAAAACAUAUUGUUGUAAAUCUUCGCGUUUGCUCAGUUCCAUUUUUUGGGAUUUACAAUAAAGAUGAAAAAAUUUGUGGUAUUAUACAACAUACAGCUGAUAAUUUAUUCUUAUGUCAUGUUUUAACUUGUCCAACAAAUGCUAUGGAAUUAUGUAAAACACUUAAAGCAGCUUGUGAAUUACGCUAUCAACAAUGUGUGGACUCAAGAAUGUUUAACACUCACAAACCAAGUAAUAAUUCAUUAGAUGAAUCAAAAACGAGAUUAGUAGAACAUUCAGAUAAGCAGAUAAAGAAUGAACAAAUUUUACACAUGAAUAUCAUCAGUCAAAUGGAAAAAGUAAAGUGUGGAUUAUUUCGAAGAAUCUAUCAACAGAAAAAUUGGGUUAAAUUUAAUUUAUUACCCUAUUCAAGUGAUGUAAGUCUAUCGGAUAAGCCAAAAUUCUACGAUGAAUAUAAUAAAGAAACUACUGACUUUCAUCAUUUAUUAUAAUUUAUAAAACUGUACACUAAUUACUGUUAUUCUUCAAGACGAUGUUAGUAACAUAAAUGUCUUACUUUUUAUGCAGUCACUUUAAUAAUGUUUAAACAAUUGCAUUG